AUGGGCUAUACGACGCUUUGGAGGCGGCUCUCACCGCGGCAGCUUAAUAUCACUAUCCAGUUUUUCUCUCUCAUCUCCAUCUUCUUCGAAGGCUAUGACCAGGGCGUAAUGGGCGGCGUCAAUGCCUCACCCAAAUACGUGACUGAAGUCGGCAUUGGGAAACCGGACGGCACUGUGACAGACACGACGCACCAGGGUGGAAUCGUUAGCGUCUACUACCUGGGUGCCAUAUUCGGCUGCUUUGCUGGAGGGUGGUUGGCAGACCGAGUGGGACGAAUCAAUGGUCUGCUGAUGGGAGCAUUGUUUGCCUUGGUCGGCGGCGCAUUACAGGCUGCCGCUCAGAAUUCGGACUUCAUGAUCUGUGCUCGAGUAAUAACGGGUAUUGGUACUGGAGCCUUGACCGGCAUCACCCCUGUUUUAGUGUCGGAAACCUCUUCUGCAAAUCACCGUGGCGGAUUUCUGGGAUAUGUGUUUAUUGCAAACUAUCUCGGGAUAUCAAUCGCUUAUUGGAUCUCAUUCGGUCUUGCCUUCAUCGAUAACGGAUACUCGGAUGUACGAUGGCGGUUCUUACUUGCCUUCCAAUGUUUCCCAGCCUUGAUUCUCGUCUGCUGUAUCAAGAUGCUGCCGGAUAGUCCCAGGUAUCUCGCUUCAGUUGGUCGGAAUGAAGAGGCACGUGACCUGUUGGAGCGCCUUCGUAAGGAUAGGGCCAGCCCAGACGAAAUUGAUCGGGAGUACUUGGAGAUUGUUACCCUUUCGGAGGGAAGCCAGACCAGCUCUCCAAUCCAAUUUGCAAAAAUCUUACUCGGGAAAGGUGGAAAGCGGCAUCCGAAUUUAGGCAGACGAGCUUGGCUGUGUGUCUGGCUUCAGAUCAUGGCCUCCUGGACAGGAAUUACAGCUGUCACUGCGUAUUCUCCAGUUCUCUUGCACCAGGCUGGAUACAACACCAUCAAGCAAAACGGUCUAGCCGGGGGACUCAACACGGUUGGCAUCAUCGGUACCAUAAUAAGCGCUCAGAUUGUUGAUCGCCUAGGUCGCCGUGUCUGUCUAAUGGGUGGAUCGGCGAUGCUAUUUGCUGUCAAUCUAAUUGCUGGAGCUAUCUACGAGGCCUCUUUGCAUAAUCCUAAUAAGGCUACGCAGUAUGCGCCCGGGGCCAUUAUCAUGUUGUUCUUGUUUAACAUUGCUUACGCUGCAACGUGGGGUACCGUCGCAUUCUUGAUUCCCACUGAGAUAUUCCCUAGCGACUUGCGAGCUCAGGGUAAUGGAUUUGGUAUCACUGGGUGGGCUAUCGGCGUGGGCAUGACUACGCUGGUCAAUCCUAUUAUGUUCGCAACCAUGGCGAGCCGCACCUACUUCCUCUUCGCCGCUCUCAACUUGAUUUGGAUUCCGAUCAUUUACUUAUUCUACCCCGAAACCCGCAACCGCUCCUUGGAAUCCAUCGAAGCACUAUUUUCCAUACCGAGCCCCUUCUUCUGGAAGAUGGAGAUGGCGUAUAAACUGCAUGGUGAUGUCUUGGUGGCACACAACGUUAACAAGAGUGAUGGGCUUGAUGCAGGCCAGAACGAGUCGAUAUCGUACGAGAAACCAGAGGUGCAGAUAAUCGCCUAA
This is a messenger RNA of Penicillium waksmanii, 1605 nucleotides long. RefSeq names its product putative MFS sugar transporter. Lineage: Eukaryota; Fungi; Ascomycota; Eurotiomycetes; Eurotiales; Aspergillaceae. The transcript has 8 exons. Gene Ontology annotation, molecular function: carbohydrate:proton symporter activity. Bases 1 to 1605 code for a protein of 534 amino acids. The record is from RefSeq and is a predicted model, not a curated record. Gene Ontology annotation, cellular component: membrane. Gene Ontology annotation, biological process: carbohydrate transport; transmembrane transport.